GUGUAAUUCAGAAUUGAGCCCACGGGGCAACCAUUCUGCUCCGCCCGUACCCGUCGCGUCCACCUCUCCAGUCCAGUCCGCCACCGCGCCACCAUGAGGAUCGACGCGGCGAUCCUCGCCGCCGUCGUCGCCUUCCUCCUCCCCCUCCGCCUUCUCUCCCUCCUCGCCCGCCUCAGCCUCACCGGCAGCGCCGGCGACCUCCGCCGUCCCUGCGCGGCCUUCGCGCUCUCCGCCGCGCUCCUCGCCGCCAUCUUCGCCCUCCCGCGCGACCACGCCAGGGAGUGCGCCGCGGCCUCCGUCGUCGUCCCCGAUGACGGAGAGGGUGCCUUCCGCGGCGAGGUGCGGUCGGAUAUCGAGCAGCUGAAGCUCCAGCUCGCCAGGCUGGAGUCUAUGUGGGAUAACAAUUCAAAACCAUUGGAUGGGAAAAGUGGUCCUUUGGAGGAGGAUGGAGAGGUUGUGAGAGCAAUGGGGCUGGAUAUUCAGUCCCUGAUCAAUGAGCAUGAGAAUAUCAAGGAAUCACUUUGUGGCUCAUAUUCUGAUAAUACUAUCAAGGCAAUGGAAAAGGAGAUUCAAAUUCUAAUGGAUGAAUCAAGAAAGAUGAACUCCAAUAUUCACAAUAUAUGGUCAAUGGCAAAGGAUACAGAUAAUAGAGUCAGCGCUCUGCAUUCAGAUGUUAAUAUGGUUCAGGUUCUAAUGGAUGAAUCAAGACAGAUGAACUCUAAUGUUCGUGAAUUAUGGUCAUUGGCUAAGGAUACAGAGAGAAGAGUAGAGGGUCUACAUUCAGAUAUGAGAAAGGUUCAAAUUCUAAUUGAUGAAUCAAGAAAGAUGGAGUCUAGUAUAUACAAAAUGUGGUCAUUUGCAAAGCAGACAGAGAAAAGGGUUGAAGAUCUAUAUUCAGAUGUGAAAAAGGAGGACUGCGCCUUAUUUUAUUAAUAAGAAGAAGAAGAAGAAGAAGAAGAAGAAGAAAUAUGUACAAACGAGGGAUCCAAAAGGACCCCUCAAGACCCCAAAAAGUCAUCACAAAAAGCGACGCGCAACUAAAAUACCUUAUGAGAGGGAUAAUAAAUGCAAUAUAAAAUAGGCCCCGUUUAGAUUCCAACUUUUUUCUUCAAACUUCCAACUUUUCCGUCACAUCGAACUUUCCUACACACACAAACUUCCAACUUUUCCGUCACAUCGUUCCAAUUUCUUCAAACUUCCAAUUUUAGUGUGGAACUAAACACAACCAUAGUAUUGGCCAAAUGGAGUGCUUUCACGUUGGUCUUCUUUCCUAUAUCCAAUUCAGCACUCACUGGAAAUUCUGUGUGCCCCUACUUCACUUCAGCUUGGUAGUUUCCCCCACCUUUCCAGGAAGCCUGGGUAUAUAACUGCAGACUUGAAUAGCCACCUAUGAAUGCUUUAUGCCCAAUUAUUCCAACUAACUAUUUCAUCCUAUCUUUGCGUAGCUUUUGCCACAGAAUUAGCUGAUGAUUAUUCGCCAGAUAAUAUUCCUCUGAAAACAUGAAAACAUUCCAACUAAACUAUUUCAUGGAUGGUCGCAGUCCUUUUGUAUUUCUUUGGCAAGCCGUUUUGUACUAAAAUCUGCCCUAAUGGGCUUGUUUGAGUCCUUUUGGACUCUUUUCCUUCUUAAUAUAACGAUGCUCAGCUCUCCUGUAUGUUCGAGAAAAAAAAUGAAAACAUUGUUGGGUUUGACCAAUGAUUAAGGACUGCCAUGAUCUUCAACUGCUGCAGUUAACUAGUUAAGAAUUUCCAAGAUAUGCAAUUGCCAAGUGCUAUUGUUCUGUUAAGUGUUCUGAAAUGUUCAACAACUCACAUUCAAAGUCUCUACAUAUUUCUAUAUGUACUGGCAUGGUGUAGUGUAUUCAUUCAUACUAUGGAAGCUAAAUAUAGAACUGUGUGACUGAACAAUUACCUGCA
Molecule: messenger RNA, 1917 nt
Organism: Oryza sativa Japonica Group (Japanese rice)
Lineage: Eukaryota; Viridiplantae; Streptophyta; Magnoliopsida; Poales; Poaceae
Source: RefSeq, a predicted model, not a curated record